UGUUCAGCUUUCAAACCACGAGUGAGAAGUUCUGUGGUGUAUUUUUAGCCUAAACCAGUGAAACCAAUAGAUCAAAGGGAGUGGGGCACUGCUGGCUUACAGCAGGGCUACAGAACGGCGUGGCCGAAUGGCCGAAGGUUCUCUUACUGAGACUCUGGAACUAAAUCCAGACACGCCGGAGUUCGUGCCCCGCGCGAGACAGAACCAGCAUCGUCCCAAGAGGGGUCGGCCACGUUCGGACGCCGAGCUGAGUCGAAUCGAACACCGCUCAGCCCAGCAUCAACAUCAGCAGCACGCCUUCAACUCUGACGGCCGUCAUCACGACGGGGGAAGAACUCGCGGCCAUGAGAACUGGACACGACCCUACAACCACCCCUACUCUCCUCACAGCGACGACAACAGGAGGGGCAGGGGACGGUCAGGGAGAGGCCGAGGUGGACACCGAGGGAAUGGCAACGGUAACGGCAAUGGCAAUGUGAGCGAGAGUGACGGCAGCGACCACACUGGUCGAGGACGCGGCGCCAGGGGCCAGAAUCCAAGAUGGCACAAGCCAGGAAACGGAAGGGGGCCCUUGUCCCGAAGCCAGGGAGAUGCUCCCAACUCCCCGGUGCCACAAGAAAUGACCCCCACUGCCCAGCCUGGCAUAGAGGAACCUCGAUGGCAGAAGCCAUCGGUGGUCCUCCCCAACAGCACGGGGGCGGUGAGCAACGACGAGGCCCGGGACACGCGUCCCAAAAAGCCCCGAAAGUUCAGCCAAGAGUCCAGGAGAGGAGGACGCGGGGAGAGAGGCGCAGCAAGAGCUCCGCUUCUGAGAGACCGUGACGAGAACCAAGAGAACUGCAACGACUCUGGGAGGGACGCUCCUCAGCCUGCUGCGGAACCUCAGAGAGCCAGAACCUCCAUCUCCGAUGACGACCCAGAACCACACAGGAACCACAAGGGCUGGAGAGCUCCCAACAGGAACGCGCACACAGCACCAAAUGCCGACUACCGGAAGAAGCCCGGGGACCGGGACCAGCGGCACAACAGGGACAACUGGAGGGAGCGGCAGCCCCAGUCGGACCGGGAGAGGGGCCCGCGGAGAGGAGACAAGGGGGCCCAGAGAGGGGCAUCCUCUCCCCCCAGGAGCCCCUUGCCUAACUCCCAGGAGGAGCCCAGCUGGAGGGCUUGCGGUGGGGCUGGGGCUGGGAGAGGCCAGGGCCAUGGACAUGGAAAUGGGAGACGGGUGCCGCUGCACGACCGAGGACAGAGGCACUCGGCUGGGGGAGCGGAGACCAGAUCAUCAGUAUCAGCUGGAGGUGGUGGUGGUGGUGGUGGUGGUCACAAGAGGCGUGUGGAUCAUGUGCCCAAGAACAAGGAGACCCAGACAGGUUGUCUGAUCGAGCAGCUGAGCGAGGAGAAGUAUGAGUGUAUGGUGUGCUGCGAGGUGAUCAGAGUCAUGGCUCCCGUCUGGAGCUGCCAGAACUGCUUCCACGUCUUCCACCUCAACUGCAUCAAGAAGUGGGCGCGCUCCCCUGCCUCACAGGCCGAUGAUGGUAGUGAGGGAUGGAGGUGUCCAGCCUGUCAGCACGUGGCGUUCAGAGCGCCCAACUCUUACACGUGCUUCUGUGGCAAAGUGACCAAUCCGGAGUGGCAGAGGACGGAGAUCCCUCACAGCUGUGGAGACAUGUGUGGCAAGAAGAGGAGUGGGGCCAACUGCAAUCACCCCUGCAACAUCCUCUGUCAUCCAGGGCCUUGUCCUCAGUGCCCUGCCUUCGUGUCCAAAUCCUGUACUUGUGGCAAGACCAGCCAGUCGGUGCGUUGUAGCCAGUCGGUGGCGGUGCGCUGUGAUGAGGUGUGUGGUGCGACGCUGACCUGCUCGGAGCACAACUGCGCCCAGGUGUGUCACAGCGGCCCCUGCCAACCCUGCCAGCUCCGGGUCCAGCAAGUGUGCUUCUGUGGCGUGGUACUGCGGGAGGUUCCUUGCGGAACAGACAAGGAACACUUUGACGGCACUGGACACUUCUCUUGUCAGAAGCUCUGUGGAAAGAUGCUGGACUGCCAGCACCACAGAUGUGACCAGGUGUGCCACUCGGGGCCGUGCCAGUCGUGCCCGCGCUCCCCGCGGCUGGUGCGCACGUGCCCCUGCGGGCAGACUGCCCUGGCCAAGCUGCUGGAGCUGGGCUACCCAGAGAGGCACAGCUGCCAGGACGCCAUACCCUCAUGCGGGAAGACCUGCGGGAAACCACUACCCUGCGGAUCUACAGACAUCAUCCACAUGUGUGAGAAGCUGUGCCACGAGGAUGUGUGUGGGCCCUGCUCCCUCUCCUCCACCAUCAAAUGCCGCUGCGGAUCCAAGACCAAGGAGGUGCCGUGCUCAAGCAUCCAAACAGAAGAGGACAUGAGUUUUGUCUGCGAGAAAAAGUGCAACAAGAAGCGGUCGUGUGGACGGCACAAAUGUGGGGAGCUGUGCUGUGUGGACAUGGAGCAUAAGUGCUCUUUGAUCUGCGGUUAUAAACUCAACUGUGGUCUGCAUCGCUGCCAGGAGCCUUGUCACCGUGGAAACUGUCAGCCCUGCUGGCAAACCAGUUUUGAUGAGCUGACGUGCCACUGUGGGGAGACGGUGCAGUACCCCCCCAUCCCCUGUGGCACUAAGCCCCCAGAGUGCAAGAACCCCUGCGCCCGGCAGCAUGACUGCGACCACCCAGUCUUCCACAACUGCCACAGCGAGGAGAAGUGUCCCCCGUGUACUUUCCUCAUGAAGAAAUGGUGUAUGGGGAUGCAUGAGCAAAGGAGCAACAUUGCAUGUCACCUCCAGGACAUCUCCUGCGGGUUGCCGUGCAACAAGGUGUUGCCGUGCGGCUCGCACCCGUGCAAGCGACUCUGUCACCGCGGCGACUGUCUGGUGGAGGGGGAGGCGUGCCGCCAGCCCUGCGUGCUGCCCCGGCCCGAGUGCCGACACCCCUGCACCGCCCCCUGCCACCAGGGCAAGCCCUGCCCACGCAACACCUGCACCGCCAAGGUGGUGCUACAGUGCGACUGUGGGCGCAAGAAGGAGACGGUGUCAUGCACAGAGGCAACCAACUCUUUUCAGAGGUAUGCAGCCAUUGCCAUGGCCAGUAAGAUGUCUGACAUGCAGCUGGGGGAGAGUGUGGACAUCGGGCAGCUCAUCCCUAAGAAGGAGGUCAAGCAGACAAAGUUAGAAUGCGAUGAGGAGUGUGCCACCCAGGAAAGGAACAAGAGAUUGGCUGAAGCCCUGCAGAUUGACCAAUCAGUUGACCCGUUCAACACCAGGACCACCUCCAAGUACAGCGACUCACUCAAGGACGAUGCAAGGAAAGAAUUUAAAUUUGUCAGUGAAGUCGAGACGGAAAUUAAAAACCUUGUUGAACUGGCAAACAAGGGCAAGCAGCCAAAGCGUAGCCACUGUUUCCCUCCCAUGAGUCGAGAGCACCGGCGCAUCGUUCACGAGCUGGCCGAGGUCUACACCGUGGAGAGCGUCAGCUACGACAGCGAGCCCAAACGCAAUGUCGUCAUCACUGCCAUACGGGGGAAGUCCGCCUGCCCGAACUCCACCCUGACGGCGCUGAUCGUGAGGGAGACCAGUGCGCGAGCCCCUCCGCCCAUCGCCCACAUCAAGCAGCACAGCAGCAAUAGGAGUGAGACCAGCAGCAUCAGCUGGCUAAAGCCAACAAAGGAAGAGCCUGCCAUUGAUUACUUUGACGUCCAAGACUGAGGGCCAAACCAACCACAUCGACCACUCAACGUCAAACCAAGCUGCUCUGAAAGCAAAGUCUCCCAUGUUCCAAACCAACAGCAAUCAGAUUUGGACAACCAAGACAACUUUUUGCAGUCCUGACAGAUGGUAGCCUAUUCCCACUGCAAUAAUGUUGGUACCGUCCAACAAAUUGACUCAACUUGAAUUGACUAUGGCUUACUGUAAUUUCUGAGUUUAGUGAACAUGAGCACAAAUUUUGAGGUGCCAAUUUAGAGGUUUGUAAAUUCACUACUAGAUCUUCCAUAAGUGAGGCACUUUUUUCAGUCGUUGAUGAUGCAGUACCAUUCAUGUCAUUGAUUGUAGUGCAUUUACUUAAGACAGUCAUGUGGAAAUUCCAUCAAGUGACCACAUCAUCCUCGCCUUAGCUCUACGGCAGCCACAGCCAAUACAUUUCACUGAUCACAUAUGAAGGCCACAUUUCAUUUAGUUUUAACACAGAGCCCAUGUGCUUUGUUUUCACACUGUAAAUGAGGACAGGGUCCCUAGUGAGACCUAGUUAUUAAACUCUUGAAUGUUC
Molecule: messenger RNA, 4274 nt
Organism: Engraulis encrasicolus (European anchovy)
Lineage: Eukaryota; Metazoa; Chordata; Actinopteri; Clupeiformes; Engraulidae
Gene: nfx1
Product: nuclear transcription factor, X-box binding 1
Exons: 24
Coding region: 128-3715 (1195 amino acids)
Biological process (GO): negative regulation of transcription by RNA polymerase II
Cellular component (GO): nucleus
Molecular function (GO): zinc ion binding; DNA-binding transcription factor activity, RNA polymerase II-specific; RNA polymerase II transcription regulatory region sequence-specific DNA binding
Source: RefSeq, a predicted model, not a curated record